UCUCUAAGUCGGCCACCCACGCCACUCUGUCGCUAUAUAUAUAUUAGCCUGCAAAAAUCUAACCCUAAAUUUCCCGAUUGUUCCGUUUGUUUAUUAUCGCUUGAGAGAUCAACAACCCCAGCGCAGCAGCAGAAAGAACAGUUCAAGAAGCAGCCAUGGGAAAAGUACACGGGUCUUUGGCUCGUGCUGGUAAGGUGAGAGGCCAAACUCCCAAAGUGGCAAAGCAGGACAAAAAGAAGAGGCCGCGCGGCCGCGCCUACAAGAGGAUGCAAUACAACCGCCGCUUUGUCACCGCUGUUGUGGGAUUCGGCAAGAAAAGAGGCCCCAACUCUUCUGAAAAGUAAUAUUCAGUUGGGUGUUGGAACAUCAUUCUAUUGUCUUUGUUGAGUUUUUGAUAUUAACUCUCAAACUAUGUGGAGCAUAUGCUUUUUUUUUUUUUUUUUGUUAAUUAGGAUUAUGUACUUUUCUGAAUUCUAUUACAUUUCAUUUUGUCAUGUUGCUGGUUCUUGUUAAUACUCUGGUAUAAAUGGAACUGCGGAACUGUUUAUGGAAA
Messenger RNA from Hevea brasiliensis (rubber tree), 553 nucleotides. RefSeq names its product 40S ribosomal protein S30. Lineage: Eukaryota; Viridiplantae; Streptophyta; Magnoliopsida; Malpighiales; Euphorbiaceae. The record is from RefSeq and is a predicted model, not a curated record. Gene Ontology annotation, cellular component: ribosome; cytosolic small ribosomal subunit. The coding region runs from base 156 to 344 and encodes 62 amino acids. The transcript has 3 exons. Gene Ontology annotation, molecular function: structural constituent of ribosome. Gene Ontology annotation, biological process: translation.